CUGGAGAUGGGUGAUCCACUGUUCUGCUCACCGUGUCGCCAUAGCGUCGACGAUCUACUUUCCCGCAUUUUUCUCCUUGACCUAUCCCGGCUCCUGGCCCGAGAAGCCUAGUCAGGAACAGCGAAGGUAACGGUAACAGUAGCCCAUGGUUCUCGCUUAUGAGCAUCUAUAGCAUCCGAUCCCAACUGGGAUAUGCGGCUCAGUUGAAGCCGUUGGGGUCGAUAGGACCACUUCGUCUCCCGGACAAACGAUUUCCUGGGUCAUCAGACUCUCUAGCCUCUCCUCGGGGUCCUUGGUGUGCCUGCGUGCGUGCGCGCGCAGCCACUGAAUGGGAACACGGGCCCCCUGUCUUCAAUGGCCAUCUCGCGACGGCAUGCCCUCCUUGUGGUCCUUCGUACGUCCGGGAAUUAUCCUUGUGGUGGCAUGCAAUCCGACUCUGGGUUGGCUCGACGAGCGAUAAGUGGGCAACGAAGGAGGAAGCAAAAGGAUCUGCCACAACCAGAAACCACGAACUGCUACCUUGCAAAGCUGCUGCGGCUUUGCCUCAAUGCGGUCAAGACUCAAAUGCCACGCGCACAACCGCCUUCCAUGCCGUCACCUUGAGGACAUUAAGUACCACCUCAUGAUGCGCACGCAGCAUCCGCAGAGCAUGACGAGGCCACAAUGCUUCUCGCUUCAAAACGGCAGUUGCUUUCCAGCAAGAUACAGGUA
Molecule: messenger RNA, 711 nt
Organism: Colletotrichum navitas
Lineage: Eukaryota; Fungi; Ascomycota; Sordariomycetes; Glomerellales; Glomerellaceae
Exons: 1
Coding region: 159-626 (155 amino acids)
Source: RefSeq, a predicted model, not a curated record